Molecule: messenger RNA, 5098 nt
Organism: Ixodes scapularis (black-legged tick)
Lineage: Eukaryota; Metazoa; Arthropoda; Arachnida; Ixodida; Ixodidae
Gene: Sec24AB
Product: protein transport protein Sec24A
Biological process (GO): COPII-coated vesicle cargo loading; intracellular protein transport; endoplasmic reticulum to Golgi vesicle-mediated transport
Cellular component (GO): COPII vesicle coat; endoplasmic reticulum exit site
Molecular function (GO): zinc ion binding; SNARE binding
Source: RefSeq, a predicted model, not a curated record
UAGUGCUUGCCCUCUUUCCCCUCGCCUUGCGUUGCCUUCGCCUCUACUGCCUGGUGGUGUUGGUACAGCACGCAAUACCUUAUGCAACAUUUCUUGGUGGUCUAACAACGCUGAGGGCGUCGAUCGCCGUGGAGGCAUCGGAGACAACCGUACUGACCGUACGGGCAGUAUGCGAUGGCGCGGUGAUGGCCACGCCGGGGGGUCAAGGCAUGCCCUACGGCGGCCCCUUCACCAGGCCCCCUUACCUGGUUCCGCCGAUGCCCGAGAGUGCUCCCAAGUCGCCCCAAGGUGCUCCCGGAGCGCCCCGUGGUGCACCCGCCCCACACUCCAUGCCCUAUUCGGCCUCUCUAUCCCACGGCGACAGCGCGCAUGUGGGCAAGGAGGGUGCCCCACAGCACUUCUACCAGGGGGCCCCUGGCAACCUGCCGCCGCCGUCCAUGACCCAGCCAAAGCCGCAGCCAAAGCAACAGCCCAAUGGGCCGCUGCCACCGGCCGUCAACGGUAGUUGGCCGGCCUAUCCAAGCCAAGCCAACGGACCCACCCAGAAGCCACCGCAGCUGCAAGUGCCUUCCGGAGCUGCAGGUGGCGGUGCUGGACACUCCUCCUUCCCCCUGCCGCCUGCACCCGGCACCCUUCCGCUGCCCGGAGCCACGGUGCCGUCUAGGGUCUCCCAGGGCUACCACCAUCAGCAGCCUGCCGGUUCCAGCCCCCUUGCGACGCCCAAUGUAUCCGAGCCCACGUCCACAAAGUCCUCUCGGAACGCUUCUCCGAUUCCCACUCAGCGUUACGAUUUCAUGGAGGGACAGUUCUCUUCACCCAGGCCGAGCCCGGUGAACCAAGGACCACCCAACGCCAACAGCCAUCCGCCGCUCCGUGGACCUCCACCCCCCACCACAUUCCGGCCGCCCGUUCCGGGUGCUCCUGGCGCGGGACCGCCGGUUACGGGACCGCUGUUGACGGGCCCCUACGCCUCUGGUCCUCCUCCUUCGGGACCACGCCAAACUGUACCACACCAAACCCAAACUGGACCACAUCAAACCCAAACCGGAACACACCAAAUUGGACCACCUGCCUCCGUUCCACCACCCUUCUCCGGACCACCCCUGCCUUCUGGACCCCCCGUGUCAUCUGGCCCACCCCCGGCCUCAAUUCAGAGUUCCCGCGGGGUUCCAACGCUUCCUCCAUCUUCUAUGGCAACUGGCUUCGGACCACCGGUCUCGAGCGCGAAUGUCUAUCCGGGUUACGGACCCCCUCCGGGACCUGCGAUGGGACCCCCCCCUCCUGGCGGACCUGGCCUGAGGUAUCCCAUGGGCCCCCCACCCACGCAGGGCCCCCCGCCCACGCAGGGCCCCCCGCCCACGUCGUCUUCAUCCUUCGGGCAGUCGGGAUACCAGGGAAGGCCAUCAUACCCGCAGCAGUUGGGGUACAGCCAGCAGGGUCCCCCGCCGCCCCAGUCCACGGGCCACCCGCACCGGGACGCGGCGGGUGUUGCGCCCCCUCCGCCCAUGUACAACACCCAGAACCAGCACGGCCUGGAGCCGCCCCCGGGUGGGGUGACCGGCUACGACGCCGAGCUGCACUCCCGCAUGACGGGCAUGAGCAUCAACGGCAGCUUCAGCAAGCUCUGGGGCUACGAACCGUGCAACCUGCUUCAGGACCGCAAUAUUCUUCCCAAGGCUCCGGAGGAAGCCCCCCGGCCCACCCUUCCGGGCGAAGGGGCCAACUGCUCGCCCGAAAUUUUCAGGUGUACCCUGACCAAGAUCCCGGAGACGCAGUCGCUCUUACAAAAGGCCCGCCUACCCCUAGGAAUUCUAAUUCACCCCUUCCGGGACGUCGACCACCUCCCGGUGAUUCAGAGCAGUACCAUCGUGAGGUGCCGGUCGUGCCGUACGUACAUCAAUCCCUACGUCCAGUUCGUCGAGCGGCAAAAAUGGAAAUGCAACAUCUGUUUCCGAAUCAAUGCACUGCCCGAAGACUUCAUGUUUGACCCGUCGAGUCGGAAGUAUGGAGACCCCGAGCGGCGGCCUGAGGUCCGGCAUGCCACGGUUGAGUUCAUUGCACCAUCCGAAUACAUGUUGCGACCCCCGCAGCCUGCCGUCUACCUAUUUGUCCUGGACGUCUCGCACGGUGCAAUUCAGACAGGGUACCUGUCGUGUUUCUGCAAGGUGCUCCUGGAAGAGCUGGACAACAUUCCGGGUGACAGUAGGACGCAGGUGGGCUUCAUCACGUUUGACUCAUCGGUGCACUUCUACAACCUGGGGGAGGGACUCAGCCAGCCCCAGAUGCUGCUGGUGUCGGACAUCGAAGAUGUGUUCCUGCCAUCUCCGGACAGCCUACUUGUCAACAUUGCUGAAUGCAGAGGGCUGGUGCAAGAGCUGCUGACAAACCUGCCUGCCAUCCACGCGCACAACGGCGAGCCCACAAGUGCACUGGGUGCGGCUGUCCAGGCGGCGUACAAGCUCAUGAGCCCCGUUGGUGGAAGGGUGUCCGUCUUCCAGACCUGCCUUCCCAACGUGGGGCCUGGGAACCUGAAGCCCAGGGAAGACCCCAACCAGAGGGCUGGAAAGGAAAUUGCUAACUUGCUGCCUGCCAUUGACUUCUACAAGAAGCUGGCGCUAGACUGCUCUGGCCAGCAGGUUGCAGUGGACCUCUUUCUCAUGGGGGCCCAGUACAUGGACGUCGCAAGUCUAGCCUGCAUCUCCAAGUACUCGGCGGGCUGCAUCAACUACUACCCAGGCCUCCACAGCACGCUGAACAAGGGGCAGAUGGAAAAGUUUGAGGCUGAGCUCCGGUACUACGUCACCCGCAAGAUUGGUUUCGAAGCGGUCAUGAGGAUACGCUGCACGAAAGGGCUGAUGAUCCAUACCUUCCACGGCAACUUCUUUGUCCGGUCGACCGACCUGUUGUCUCUGCCCAAUGUGAAUCCGGACGCCGGCUUCGGAAUGCAGAUCGCCAUCGAGGAGAGCCUGACCGAUUGCAACCUGGCCUGCUUCCAGGCUGCCGUGCUGUACACCUCGAGCCGGGGGGAGAGGAGAAUCCGGGUGCACACACUAAGCCUCCCUGUCACGGCGCUGCUCCAGGACAUUCUGGGCUCCAUCGAUCAAGAGGCUGUGGUGGGGCUGCUCUGUAAAAUGGCGGUGGACCGCAGCCUGUCGUCGUCGGUGGUGGAUGCGAGGGACGCCCUGGUCAAUGCCUGCCAGGACCUGGUGCAGGCCUUCAGGGCCACGCUGAGUGCGGGACAGGCGUCGGCGGGGCUGCCCAUUCCCCACUGCGCCCGCCUGGUGCCCCUCUUUGUGCUUGCACUGAUGAAACACACUGCCUUCCGCGUUGGCGUGAGCACCAAAUUGGACGACCGGGUCUUCGCCAUGGAGCAGAUGAAGAGCAUGCCCCUGUCCUACCUGAUGACAUACAUCUACCCGGCACUCUACCCCGUGCACAUGCUAGACGAUCAGAACGCCCUGAAGCUGGAAGACGGUACCCUGGUGUCGCAGCCACCACGGCUCCAGCUGUCCUUCGAGAAGAUCGACCGACACGGGUGCUACCUGCUGGACACGGUGGAACGCCUCUACCUCUACCUGGGGAGGGCAGUGUCGGACCGGUUCUGCGUCAACGUCCUCGGAGCUUCGAACUUUUCCGCUGUGCCCGACGACAUGACGGAGCUGCCGGAGCUGUCCACUCCGGAGUCUGAAAGAGUACGGAACUUCAUAGCAUGGAACCUUUCGAGGCGGCCUUACUACAGUCCACUCAGAGUGAUCAGGGAGGACAGCAAAGACAGGCACCUGUUUGUCCAACAUUUGGUGGAUGACAGAACAGAGUCGGCACUUUCAUACUACGAGUUUCUUCAACACCUCAAGCAGCAGCUCAGCAAAUAAGAUGUUUCUUUUGUUUUUUGUCAUCUUGGUGGAAGCUAGUUCUGUUUGUUUUCAAAGACUCGUGCGAACGUGUGUGUGUCUGCGUGUGCACCUUACGGCAGAACACUUCACCGACAGGACAACUGUCCAGAACUUGCGAAGAAGGAUGUUCAUGAGAUUUGUGUCCUUGAAAAUAGAAUGAAAGGGAAAAAAAAAAACAUGACCACUCUUUUUUUACUUUUUUUUUUUCAGCAGUGGAUGGAUUUUGCAUGUGUCUGGGUGGUUUUAGAAAGCGCCAGUUAUUUUUCGUGGCGAUUGGUUUUUGUCUUUUGUUGAAAACACAAAAACCUGCAGGCGUGCACGCCCUUUUCCCCCCCGUGUCAAAUGUUGUAAAGAUUGAAAACAGUUUUUUUUACACACGCUGCAAUCUUUUUGCAUGGUGUCGUUACCGUGGCAGCCAAAAUUACCAAGAAAUUACAUCCGACUGUUGUGGCUGUUUUGCCAAUUUGGUAUUUUCACGGCCGUGCAAACUGCACACUUUUCCCGUUUGGAUGUAAUGCUUGGCUCGCAGGCUUUGUUCUUGACUGGAGGUCUCUCGAAUUGUACACAACAUUUGACCUUGAUGGCCUUGUACAAAUGCUGCUAAAUUUCCUCGUAAUUUGUAUCUUACGACUCACUUCAGUAAAAGUCGAAGAGCAGUUGCAAUCGAUCCGCUUGGUGUGGUGUGCAUGUCUGGGGUGCAUGCGCUUACAAAACUUUGUUUUUGUGGUUAAGGCAUUCUUUUAUUUUGUGGCUGGUGACUGACUGGCGCUCUAUCCUUUUAACGAAGUGCAUGCUGUUCAUUGCUUUGGCAUGCAUGCCAGAAAGGGGGUGGGGGGGAAGUGUACAUAAACAUAGGUAUAUACAUUAUAUACAUAUAUAUAUAUAUUAUAUAUAUGUUGAAAGCGAUUGUGUUUGCUGUUUGAUAUAGGUGCCACUAGGAAAGUUUUAUCGCAUUGUGUAAAGAACUAGGAAUCUGCAACUUUUUUUUUUUUUCGUUUUCUGUGUUACGUGGUAUAAGAGUACCAAAUAAAUUAUGCAUUCUUAUGCUAUACUUGCUCGGCAACUGGUUCUAUUAAAGUCCGCUCACCGCUGUGAAGUGGCCUUCCAGGCUUUCCAGUUUGUAUUCGUUUAAUUUUAAAGGGGCAAAUGCAAAAUGUGUAAUUUUUUAAUAAAAUUGACCAACCUUGGAACAAACUAGUAAUAAA